AUGAAAAUAGCCGUAGAAGGAUGUGCCCACGGCGAAUUAGAUAAAAUUUACGAAUGUAUUGAAACUAUUCAAAACAGAGAAAGUAUAAAAAUUGACUUAUUAAUUUGUUGUGGAGAUUUUCAGUCUGUACGUAAUAAUGAUGAUUUACGGGCAAUGGCAGUGCCAGAAAAAUAUCAGAAUAUUUGCACCUUUUAUAAAUAUUAUAGUGGAGAGAAAGAAGCACCCGUUUUAACCAUAUUUAUUGGAGGAAACCAUGAAGCAUCUAAUUAUCUACAAGAACUGCCAUAUGGGGGUUGGGUGGCUCCAAAUAUUUUCUAUAUGGGUAGAGUUGGUGUUAUUAGAUUUGGAAAUUUACGAAUAGGUGGAUUGUCUGGAAUUUAUAAAGGCCAUGAUUAUUUACAAGGACUUUGGGAGUGCCCUCCUUAUACUCAAAAUUCAUUAAGAUCAGUCUAUCAUGUAAGAGCAAUAGACGUUUUUCGUCUCGGUCAAAUAAAAGAUAAAAUUCAUGUUAUGUUAUCACAUGAUUGGCCAAGAGGAAUAACUAAUUAUGGUGAUCAAGAAAAUUUAUUAAGACGAAAACCAUUUUUUCGGGAGGAUAUAGAAUCCAACCAAUUAGGUAGCCCACCUGCAGAGAAAUUACUACAUACUCUUAAACCUCAAUAUUGGUUUGCUGCACAUCUGCAUUGCCAAUUUGCAGCAUUGGUGAAACAUGAAAAUAAUGAAGAAACAAAAUUUUUGGCUCUUGAUAAAUGCUUACCGAAAAGAAGACAUCUGCAAAUAUUAGACUUGCCUUCUGAGUAUGAUGGUGAUAAACUUCUUAAGUAUGAUGCUGAAUGGUUGGCAGUUUUAAAAAAUACUAAUCACCUUCUUUCUGUGAAAAAUAUUGAUUGUCAUUUACCAGGACCAGGAGGCAAUGAGCGAUUUGAUUUCACACCCACAAUAGAAGAAAAGGAAUCAAUAGAAAAAUUAUUGAAAACAUUAACAAUAAAUAGUAACGUAUUUGUAAAGACUGCUCCUGUAUUUAAGCCAGGAUCUCGAAAAAUAGCACCCACUGAUCCUAUAGUGAAUCCACAGACAACAUAUAUUUGUGAGAAAUUGGGAAUUGAUGAUCCCAUACAGGUGGUAAUGGCCAGAUCAGGUAGAGCAAUGAAACCACCUGCCGUAGAAAAUGAAAUUUCUAACAGUAAAAGUAAUGAUGUUAAUAUUAAUUAUAAUGAAUUAGUAGAAAAUGCUCCUAUAAAGCUACCAAAGCUGUCACUUCCAGCGCCUGUCACCCCUAGCAUUCAUGAAAAUGAGUCAAAUUGUGAAAUAUCACAAAACACAACAUUUACUCCAGAAAGCAGUUUUUUAUCUGAUAAUGACCAUAAUACAUCAGAUUGCAUGACACCUCCAAGUGCCAUUAAAAAAGUUUUCAAAAGACGCAAUCUUUCAAUGUAUACACCAGAAGAAGAUGAAUUUAAUACAAAUGCGAAUAACACACCAACAGAGUUAAGUAGUCCACACUCAAGUAAACUUCCUUGUAGAAGUAAUGAGUUA
Messenger RNA from Brenthis ino (lesser marbled fritillary), 1536 nucleotides. The record is from the annotation of a GenBank genome assembly. Lineage: Eukaryota; Metazoa; Arthropoda; Insecta; Lepidoptera; Nymphalidae.